CGCCAGGGGCUUCGGACCCUCGGGUGGGCUUGCCGGAUGGCAUCCCGGACCCCUGAUUGCAGAUACAUAGCACGGGAUUUCGGUUCAAGUGUGCCCUUGCAUUGUUAGGGCCACAGAGCAAAAAGUUGUUUGUCCGGAAUUCGGAUUUUCCUGGGCGUCCUCUAUUUGCCAAAUCUGGAACCUUAGGGGGAGGGACGGACCGUAACCCCUUCUCCCACGUGGACCCUCAGCCGGUUCCCUCCUCCCACACGGGUCCUUUCCGCCGGAUCCCCACCUUGGGGCCCCCUCGUGGCAACCACCCCUCCACGCAGAAACCCGUUCGCUCGCGCCGCGGGACUCUGGCGGCCCCUUCCCACGCGUGCGUCCCGGGGUUCUGAUCCUGUUGUCCGAGCGGGGGCUGAAGGGAGGUCGGGCCUGCAGACAGCUGCAAUUUCCUAUUUCAGAUUGAAGAUCCAGGAUGCUUCUGGGUUAUUAUAAAAGGAUGUAGUCCCUUUUUAGAUCAUGAAGUUGAUUAUCAAAAACUAAAUAGUGCCAUGAAUGACUUCUAUAAUAGCAUGUGUCAAGAUAUAGAAACAAAGCCGUUAAUGUUGGAAGAGGGGCAGGUGUGUGUGGUUUACUGCCAGGAACUGAAGUGCUGGUGCAGGGCUGUCAUUAAGUCGCUGGUGUCUUUGGCGGACCAUCACCUGGCGGAGUGCUUCCUGGUGGACUUUGCCAAGUACAUCCCAGUGAAAUCUAAAAACAUCCGAGUUGCAGUAGAAACUUUUAUGCAGCUUCCCUACCGUGCGAAAAAAUUCAGACUGUACUGCACGAAACCUGUUACGUUACACAUUGACUUCUGCAAAGAUAGCGCUGAAAUUGUACCUGCCAAGAAGUGGGACAGUGCAGCUAUUCAGUACUUUCAGAACAUCCUGAAAGCAACUACCCAGGUGGAAGCCAAAUUGUGCGCCGUGGAAGAAGAUACUUUUGAGGUCUACCUUUACGUAACCAUAAAAAACGAGAAAGUCUGUGUUAAUGAUGAUCUGGUUGCGAAGAACUUUGCUCGUUACAUAUCACCCAAGGAGAAUAAAAACCUUCAUUCUGUAGAGAAACCACGAUUGAAUAGAAAGUCUGCAUCCUUUUCCAGUAAACUCAAUCCAGCGCUUACUCUUUGGCCAAUGUUUUUGCAAGGAAAAGAUUCUCAGGGAAUGGAAAAUUCACAUGGUUUAACUUUUCUGGCUCAGUCUCUUCAGCAUCCAUGGCCCAAGGGUGUUGUUGGUGACCUUGGGCCAACUGCUGUGAUCCUGGAUAAAAGUGUAAAAUGUAAUAUGGAUUCAUUGAGAGGUUCACCUAAAAAAAAAUCUGAAAUGAAACAACAGCGCAUCUCUUUGAAAGAUAUAAAUAAGUGUGCUGAAUCUUCAGCGUACUGGCCAACGAAGAGGGGAAUAACCAUAUACGCUGAGCCAGAUACACCGGCAGCAAGCACUUUAUGUCAGAAGCCAAGUAAGAAGCCACUCAGGUUGGCCGAGAAGAAAGAACACAAUGAGAAGAAUGGCUGUGUGAAAUUACUGCAGUUUUUAAAUCCUGAUCCUUUGAGAACUGAUGGAAUCUCUGAUCUUCAGAAGCUGCAGAAGCUUUGGUCGGGGUCCCCGCAGCCGUUUGCUGUGCUCCGGAACAAGAUCGAGCCUUGCUUGUCGGUUGACACAUCGCCACUUUCGGCUGACAUGAAAAAGGCUCUCCAGAGAAACAAGUUUCCGGGACCUAGCCACACUGAAUCCUACUCUUGGCCUCCCAUAGCGAGGGGCUGUGACGUGGUGGUCAUUUCUCACUGCGGAAAUGACCCUCUGCUGUACCUUCCGCCACUCCUUACGAUUCUGCAAACGGGGGGCUGCUACAAGUCUUUGCCGAGCAGAAACGGACCCCUGGCAGUCAUCGUGUGCCCUGGGUGGAAAAAGGCCCAGUUGAUUUUUGAAUUACUGGGGAACUAUGGCAUGUCCCCCAGGCCUCUUCACCCAGUGCUGUUAACAAUCGGACUCCACAAAGAUGAAGCCAAAAACAUGAAGCUUCCAAGGGCUUGUGAUAUAAUUGUGACGACACCGCACAGCCUCCUGAGACUUCUCCAGUAUCAGAGCUUGUUAUUUCUCAGGCUCUGUCACCUCAUUUUGGAUGAGGUGGAAGUAUUAUUCUUUGAAGCUAACGAAGAAAUGUUCGCUAUAUUAGAUAACUUCAAAAAAAACAUUGAUGUUGAAGAAAGGGAAUCUGCACCACAUCAGAUUGUUGCCGUUGGAGUUCAUUGGAGCAGACAUAUAGAACAGUUGAUGAAAGAGUUCAUGAAUGACCCCUACGUUGUGGUCACGGCCAUGGAAGAGGCUGCUCUCUAUGGCAGCGUCCAGCAGGUAGUGCACCUUUGCCUGGAAUGUGAAAAAACCUCUACUUUACUCCAGACUCUAGAUUUCAUUCCAAGUCAAGCACAAAAGACCUUGAUCUUCACCAGUUCUGUAGCUGAAACAGAAAUCGUGUGUAAGGUAGUAGAAAGCAGUUCAAUAUUUUGCUUGAAAAUGCAUAAAGAAACGGUUUUUAAUUUAAAAAGUGUUUUAGAACAGUGGAAGAAGAAGUUAAGUUCUGGCUCUCACGUUGUAUUAGCCUUAACUGACGACUGCAUACCGCUCUUGACCAUCACCGAUGCCACGUGCGUGAUUCACUUCAGCUUCCCUUCCUCACCAAAGAUUUUUGGUGGGCGUCUGUAUUGCAUGUCUGACCAUUUUCAGAGUCCAACCGAACAGGGUUCUCCUGCAGAACAGGGAGAUAAGAAAACCAAAUCUGUCUUGCUGCUGACGGAGAGAAAUGCGUGCCACGCGGUCGGGGUCCUGCGCUACCUGGAGCGGGCCAAUGCCAAGAUUCCCGUGGAGCUGUAUGAGUUUACUGCGGGGGUUCUGGAAGCCAAAGAAGAUAAGAAAGCCCGAAGGCCUCUUUGUCCGUAUCUUAAGUCUUUUGGUUUUUGCAAAGACAAAAGGAUCUGUCCUGAUCGACACCAUAUUAAUCCAGAAAUAGACAUGCCAAGGAGAUUAUCCAACCAAACUCUACCAACAUUUGGAUACAUCAAAAUAAUACCCUUUUAUAUUUUGAAUGCAACGCAUUACUUUGGCCGUAUAGUUGAUAAGCACGUGGAUCUUUAUGCAACCCUUAAUGCUGAAAUGAACGAGUAUUUUAAGGGUAACAGCAAUAACACAGCUGUUGAAAAGGUGGAAAAAUUUGGAUUAUAUGGAUUAGCAGAAAAAACACUUUUUCACAGGGUUGAGGUGUUGGAGAUGAGCCAAAAAGCAGACAGCUGGGGCCCGGACAGCGUCCUCGUCAAGUUUAUAGACGAAGGCCGGACUGGACUCGUCACGAGACACCAAUUGCUGCCUCUCCCAGAAAAUUUCCACGCUCUGCCCCCGCAGGCGGUGGAGUUCAUUGUUUGCAGAGUGAAACCCGCUGACAACGAAGUUGAAUGGAACCCAAAGAUCACUAGGUACAUUCAUCAUAAAAUCAUUGGGAAAUUGCAUGAUGCGAAAGUGAUACUGGCUUUAGGAAACACAGUGUGGGUCGACCCAAUGGUGCACAUUACAAAACUGUCAAAUCUGAAAACUUCCGUCAUUGAUUAUAACGUUCGUGCUGAAAUUCUGUCAAUGGGAAUGGGCAUUGACAACUCAGAGCAUAUGGAAUGCCUGAAGACGUUACAGGAAGGAGCUAAAACACCACCUGGUGAAGAAAGCUUAAGCCAAACCCCGGCGCCUUCUUCAGCAGAAGAUGCUGCUUGUCUGCAGAGCACGCGGCAAGAGGACAGGGGCUCGGGAGGAGGUGCUGACCCCGAGACAAAGCCAGAAAGCCAAAAGCAUGAAACUCUACCUGAAAACACGAGAGACUCUUCCCUUAACAAAACCACAGAACCUCUGCAAAGCUUCCACCCACAAAUCAGAUGGUUCCAAAAAGACGACGUGGUCAUACUGAAGAUAAGAAUAAGGAAUGUAAAGGAUUACAACUGUAAAUAUUUCAGAGAUAGAGUCGUGUUCAGUGCCUGGGCGGGAGAGAAAUUUUACGUGGCUGAUAUGGAGCUGCAGGCUAACAUAGUAAGAGACGGCUGCAAAUGCACGAUUACAGACGAGGAACCUGUCAUCACUCUCGCGAAGGAGAGAAAGGAGCCUUGGGGCAGCUUACUCAAACAGAGGAAUCCUAAUGUGGCUUUUGAUUUCGAUCACUGGGAAGAACGUGAAGAAGAGGAGAGCCCCUUCCCCAAGGUUGUGAAUUGUAAAAACCUGCCCUUGAAGGUGGCAGAGGUGGCUGAGAGCAGUGACGGGACAUCGGAGGAUGACGGAAGCGAGAGUGAAUGAGCAGAGUCAGACCCAGAAGGGUGGCCGGAACCGCACAGAGAUGGACACACCGUGUGGCUGGGAUUUCAGGAGACAAGCCGUCACGGCCAACCUGUCCUUGACUCAAGGAUAAAUUAGGACCUAGUGUCAUCCUGUGCAUUGGGAUUGGGUGUUGACAUUGAAAUGUACUACCUGAAGUCCUGGAUAACAUCUUGUAGGAUGUAGGCACCGACUUGUGAAAUGUAAACAAUGACCAGUUGUUUUUGUUCUAUUAAUACAUAUUGAUUUCACGUUUGGGGAAGAUUUCCGAAAUGCAAAGUGAAAGUGCUUUUGUCUCUAUGUUCUAAAAUUGCUCUCAUACUUAGUCGUGGUGUGAAUAUUUUUUGUAGUAUAUCAAUAAAAUUUCAGCGUUUUCACAGAAA
Felis catus (domestic cat) is the source of this 4747-nucleotide messenger RNA. RefSeq names its product tudor domain containing 12 (gene TDRD12). The record is from RefSeq and is a predicted model, not a curated record. Gene Ontology annotation, biological process: germ-line stem cell division; transposable element silencing. The coding region runs from base 534 to 4346 and encodes 1270 amino acids. The transcript is spliced from 33 exons. Gene Ontology annotation, molecular function: ATP binding; nucleic acid binding. Lineage: Eukaryota; Metazoa; Chordata; Mammalia; Carnivora; Felidae.